UUUCCACCUCUCUAGUUUCAGCCUGCUUUACAUCGACAGGAAAAUACUGACUUUUCAUCGACCGAAAAACGCUUUUUAACGAGCUGGACAUAAACCGCACAGCGGCUCUUCCAUCCGGAUUCCGGCUCACCGUUUGUUCUUUUAUUAUGAAACCCAAGUAGGAGAACUAGCUGAGGCUAACGUUAGUGUUAGUUGGCUCCCUCUGUGGCUAGCUGCGUCGUGUUGGUGUUGCCUGGCGUUUUUUCUCUUUUUUUCUUACUUCUGACUUGCAGAAAUGUUUCCCAUCUGUCUUUAAAUCCCCGACGUGUGCUGAAUGAUCGACUUGGUCCUCAUGAUGCAGUCAGUGGAUUUAAUGAUGACAAGAAAACUUCAGUUCGCCUGGGUGGACCCUGGCUAAACCCGAUGCCGUUGACAGGAACACCAUCUCCAGCGGGCCAUCUCAGCACAGCAGGUAUAUGGCGAGAAGCGGGACAACAUGGUCAUCCCAGUCCCCGAGGCAGAGAGCAACAUCACCUACUACGACUCCCUCUACCCUGGGGACUACAAGAUGCCAAAGCAGCUAAUUCACAUACAGCCUUUCAGCUUGGACACAGAGCAGCCUGACUACGACCUGGACUCGGAUGACGAGGCCUUCGUCAACAAGCUGAAAAAGAAGAUGGAGAUCAGCUUCCUGCAGUUUGAGGAGAUGAUUGAUCGGCUGGAGAAAGGCAGUGGACAGCAGCUGGUCAGUCUUCCUGAGGCCAAGCUGCUGCUGAAGGAGGACGAUGAGCUUAUCAAGGAGGUCUUCGACUACUGGAGCCGGAAGAGGAAAAACAGCAAGGCUAACUCGCUCAUCCCCACUGUCAAGCAGGAGAAGCGGGACGGCUCCAGCACCAGUGACCCCUACGUGGCUUUCCGACGGCGCACAGAGAAGAUGCAAACCAGGAAGAAUCGUAAGAACGAUGAGGCUUCUUAUGAGAAGAUGUUGAAGCUGCGCAGGGAUCUCAGCCGAGCCGUCACCAUCCUGGAAAUGAUCAAGAGGAGGGAGAAGAGCAAGAGAGAGCUGCUGCACCUCACACUGGAGAUCUUUGAGAAGAGAAAUGUCAUGUCAGACUUUGGUGGCGAGGUGAUGGCAGAGGUUCUGGCUGAACGUGCGCUGGUGAGGCCACAGAUCAUUCCUCUGGUCCCCCUCACCACCCAGUACCGGCACCAGGACCACAUGGACCUCAAGGACUACAAGUCCAAGCCCGAAAAGAUGGAAGUGCCCAGGCAGAAGAGGAAAUAUGAGAAGAAGCCGAAGGUGCUGCCUCUGUCGUCGGGCACCCCCCACCAUCCGGGUCCUGUUGUCUUCAAUGCCAAGGACCUCAACCAGUACGACUUCCCCAGCUCGGAUGACGAGCCCUUCUCCCAGCUACACUCAGGCUCAUCAGAAGCAGAGGAGGAGAACGAUCCAGAUGGUGCCUACGCCUUUCGCAGGAAGGCAGGCUGCCAGUACUAUGCUGCUCGUCAGGACCGUGUGGGUAGCUGGCCGUGGUGUGGUCCCUGGGAAGGCGGUUUGGCAGAAGCUCGCUUUCGCUACAGUCUCACGACGCUCACGGUGCCGCGGCGCUGUCUGGGCAUGGCCCGACGACGUGUGGGACGAGGCGGCAGGGUGUUGCUGGACAGGGCAUACACAGACUAUGACAACGUUUUCCACGGACUGGAUCCAGAGAUGCUCGACCUGCCUCUUCCACCCUCUCCCCCUCCUACAGCUACUUCACGCUCGCCGGCCAUCGACAAGUUUGCCAGUACCUCAGAAACAAAUACCUCGGACAGAAGUUCCUCCUCCUUCAACUCCUCUCUUUCCUCUUCCUCUCCCUCUUCCACGGACCUCAGUCAGAUACUGUUGAAUAUAAAGUCGUGCCGAUGGAGGCACUUUAGACCACGGACACUACCACUACAUGAGCUGGAUAACGCCCACCCGCUAUUCAGGAGGUUGAGUCGAGGCCUGAAGCGCCCAGUCUCUGCCUCCACAGCUGGGGGACAGCCUUAUGGCUCUCAGCGCCCAGGGAGGGUUGUCCCUGCACCCUCACCCGUUGCUGUUUUAACAGCCGAACAGUACCAGCAGCAUCAGGAGCAGCUGGCCCUGAUGCAGAAACAGCAGCUGGAGCAGAUCCAGCUGCAACAGCAAGCCAACAGCACCGCCACUGCCAACAGCACACUGGGCCCGGUGAACACGUUGGACCAGGCCAGCGCUCAGUUCGCUGCCUCGGCCCUCGUCACCGCCGACCAACUGCUGGCUCUGAAAACCAAGGAGGAGCUAGCCCUGGGAGGCGGAGUCAAUGGCGUCCUCUCCCCCUCAGGUGUCUAUAAGGGCUUGCACCUCUCGAGCACAGCGUCCCCAUCCCCUGCCGCCCCGGCUCCUCCCACCGCUACCCCAACACCCACCUUGCUCCACCCCUGCUCCACCACCAGCUCCACCUCUGCUACCAGUAACAACAACGGCACCGCCCACCCUGCCAACACCACUACCACUAACACCGCCACCACUCAGGUCCUGCUGGGAAACAACAACAGCCUCCGUCUGGGUGUUCCCACCGGUAAGCGUGUCCACGCCCCGCGGACACUGAGCACCACCAUGUCAACAUCCGCCUUAAAGUUUGCCCACACAACCGCCAACUGUCAGAAACCCAAGGUCACUGCAGCCUCGGCCUCGCCGCUGGACAUAGUGCCCAGGGAGAAUCAUGAACAAGACAAGCCAGCACUGAACAGUCUAUCAGAGAACACAGUGGCCAUGGAGGUUACGUAGCCUCCCGUGCGCAGCGCGGGGGAAGCCCGACUCCUUUGUUGUUGGUUUUUUAGGUGCUAUGCAUCAUUUGUUAGUCAUGAAUGCAAGUGGUGGCAGAAUGAGCGCGGCAGGGCUGGGUUUCCAUGGCAACUGUUUUGGGACUUAAUUGCAAUGCUCGUCUCGUACAAUUUUUUUCUCCCCCCCCCCCCCCCCCCCCCCAUUUCCCUAUUUGUUACUGUUAAUAAGAGAUCGUCUGUAAAUUCCUAAUAUGGCAAUUAUAUGUACAGUACUGCAUAUUUGUAAUACCCCCUUCCCCGCCCCCUGUUCUUGUAUAUAACAUUACUUGAAUACAGAAUUGUUCAUUUGUGAUGUUUUGCACUCGAGAUAUUAAGAAAAAAAAAAAUCAAAAUUAAAAAAGAGAAAACGACAAACUGCAACUGGUGCGAGUAUGAGGUGUGAAAGUUGUACCACAGAAAAAUGUAUGUCAUCACAUGCAUGGUGCGGAACCUGCUGUUUGAUCUAUUUAUUGUGCCGUGUUUACAAAAGGUUUUUCUUUUUCCGUUCAUGUUUAUUUUGGGGUUUUUUGUUUGUUUUUUUUUUUGUUUUUUUAAACCUUUUUUUUUUUUAUACACUGUACCCCUCACCGGUUCCCCGUGCUGUAGUCAGUGUUUAGCUAGAUUUAAACAACUCUGUAUUUUUUUGGAUGUUGUGAACAUGGCCAGGAGUUCGCCCGUUUCUGUUGGGCGAUCUUCUACGACGUUCCCAUGUGUCAUGUUGAAUCCAUGGAGACAUGCUUUCAUACAGAUUCAGGCGCAGGGCAGGAGGAGGAGGAGAGGACAGGUGUGAAUUUGUUUGUUGUAGGCAUCAGUUUGUCAGUGGGUUAAUCAGUUUCCACAAAGCUCUUCCAUACAUAUAUUAUUCCUGAGACAAGUAACAAAACAAUGGGGAUGAAGACUCUUUCCCAGAAGACUUUGCUGCUUCUGACCUAUCUAAGCACUAUAUAAUUUGUUUUUUUUUUAAAUUGAUUGAUGCUGCUUUUGUAUGAUUUCGGUCUCUGGUUUGCACCAGGUGGCCUCAUUUCCUUUUUGUUUUCUCUAAAAGAUAAUCCCCCCCCCCACACACCUCCCCUUAUCAUUUUUUAAAAUAAAUAUUUUUGUAUCUCCCACUUUUUUUAUUUUAAUUAUUUCCUCACAAAAGACUUCAUUCUUUUGUUACUUGUUUAUCUAAAAAAAAAAAAAAAAAAUUUAAGGGAGUAAAAAAAAAAAAUGCAGUAACUGACAUUUAUUAUCAUUCCAGCUUCUACAUAAUAAGAAAGAAAACAUGUAUUCAUUGAAAAAAAUAAAAAUAAAGAUUGUUUUCUCUACUUUUAAAACUCUCCAGAAGGCUGAAAGGCCAUGAACCACAAGUUAUCGGGUGCCUUCAUUUGGGAAAAAAAGAAAAAACCUAAAAAAAAAAAAAAUCGCUCUCUUCUGUGAAGAGUUUGGUACUGAACAAGGCUACUUGUAGUUUUUCUU
Toxotes jaculatrix (banded archerfish) is the source of this 4260-nucleotide messenger RNA. Its product is annotated as enhancer of polycomb homolog 1-like. Gene Ontology annotation, cellular component: piccolo histone acetyltransferase complex. Bases 476 to 2767 code for a protein of 763 amino acids. The record is from RefSeq and is a predicted model, not a curated record. NCBI's taxonomy places the organism in Eukaryota, Metazoa, Chordata, Actinopteri, Toxotidae. Gene Ontology annotation, biological process: regulation of transcription by RNA polymerase II. The transcript has 15 exons.